Vavraia culicis subsp. floridensis is the source of this 330-nucleotide messenger RNA. RefSeq lists its product as uncharacterized. The coding region runs from base 1 to 330 and encodes 109 amino acids. The transcript has a single exon. The record is from RefSeq and is a predicted model, not a curated record. NCBI's taxonomy places the organism in Eukaryota, Fungi, Microsporidia, Pleistophoridae.
AUGGCUAAUUAUCUUCUAACCAAUUAUAUAAAAGCACAAACGAUCAAGUUAUCAUGGUAUUAUAGAGUCCAAGCUUGGUGGUGUGUUGUGAGCUACACUACACUUGUGAUCUUCAGCCAAUUGUAUCUUUUGGCAUGGGUAUGCGAUAUAAUAUCAGUAGUAGGCCAUCGUGUUUAUGGAGAUAAUACGCAUUAUGUAUCAAUUAUGGAAUGUAACUCUGUUCUUCAUACUUCUCUUACCCUUCUAGGACUUACCAUUCUACAUUUUCGUGCAUCCAUUGUGGUGGUAAAAUUGAUAAGAAUGUCAUUCCUGUCGACAUCAAAAAAUUAA